Molecule: messenger RNA, 4416 nt
Organism: Podarcis raffonei (Aeolian wall lizard)
Lineage: Eukaryota; Metazoa; Chordata; Lepidosauria; Squamata; Lacertidae
Gene: NTNG2
Product: netrin G2
Exons: 8
Coding region: 1862-3436 (524 amino acids)
Source: RefSeq, a predicted model, not a curated record
CCUUUAAGAGCGCCCGGCCGGGUGGGAUGGUGCGUGGUGUGUGAAGGCAACACAGAGGAAGUUACGCAGCCUGAAUCAGGCGCGGGGAUAAAAGCUCUGCUGGUGAUUGAAAGUGAUGGCCAAAAGGAUUUGAGGCUCCGUGCCUGAACUUGGAGAGAGAGAGAGAGAGAGAGAGAGAGAGAGAGAGAGAGAGAUGCCAGCUAUCUAUCCAUCCCUCUCUUUGCAUCCAUCAUCUACCCGCCCUUGAGUGCCAGCGAGGGGGAUCGGAGCCGUCCUGCCCGCAGAGAGGCUGAGCAAAGGAGAGCCAAGGCUUCUUAUCUGCGCUGUGUGUGUGUGUGUGUGUGUGUGUGUGUAAAACCCUCCCCAGACCGACCCGGGAGGGGAGGGAGGGGGAGCGCCGGGUGGGGAGCGAAGGGGAUGAAGGAGAGCGGGAUCCUCUGGUGGGGCGUUUUCUUUCCGAAAGGAAAAAGUUGAACUUGGCUCCUCUCUCCAUCCACCCUCCCGGGCGCUGCCAUCGUACCCAGACCUCGCUUUGGAAGCCCAAAGGAAGGAAGCGGAGAUUUUAAAAAGCGAGAGGAAGGAGAAGAAGAGAGAGGAGGAGAGAGGAAAGGGAGGAAAGGGACUUCUCUCGCCUCCUUCCCACCCCGACUCCCCUUGGCCGGGCAGUUCGCUUCGUACACAACUUUGUGUAUUGCAGGGGGGCGAGGAUCCCCCAACGGCGUCCAGAUCGCGGGCGGGACGCGCUGGGCUCCCGAGGGCACCCCGGAGGCAGCGAGCGAGGCUAGGGCUUGCCUUGCGUUCAGGGAAGCCAUCCAUCCCUCCGCCCUGCGCGCCGCCUCGAUCUGGGUCUCUCUCUCUCUCUCUCCUUUCUCUCUGCUCCGUCACUGCGCCGGAUUACAGGAGCUGCGGAUGCCGGCAGUUUUCGUGAAGGAGUUAGCUGCUUCCUCCUUAUGUCGUCAAGGAGAAGCAAGAAAAACUCAGGAGGAUCCUCAGUCUGUAGCCGGAAGCUUUGGAUACUUUGCGAUAAAGUUGGUGGAAGCCAGCAGUAGUUUUCUAUGAGUGCCUCCCUUCUCUUGAAAGAAGACAAAAGCACACCAGAAAACACCCACAGAUAUAUCCAAUUUUUGUUUUUUGUUUUAAAAAAUAGAUAGGCCACAGCUCCGUAAACAGUGGACAAAUUUGCCAAGUCAAAUUUCUCUUGAGCCACACACUUACUUUCAAGGAAAUUGUACUCCCAAAGAUUUGAUUAAUGCCCUUUCCAAGUUCCAUAUCAUGCUACAUUAUUUUUUUACAUAAAAUAUUUUUUUCUUUAAAAUAAAACAAAGCAUAUUGCAGCUUCAAAGCACUUUAGAAAGCUUCAUGUUGUAGCAGAUGAGGAAAUAAGAUUGAAGAAAACUUGAUCUAGCCCCAACUGCAUUGCCUCCUUCUACUCCCCCCCCCCACUGAUCAAAUUUUGUCAUAGAAUCAGAACUCGAUAGUUCUAUCGAUUGAUUGAGGAGAGUCACCUCUAGAUAUUUUCACACUGAUUUGGAUGAUCAUUUAUGCGCGUGCACACACACACACACACACACACACACUGAAGUUAAGGAAGACUUUUGAUGACUGAUCAGCAGGCCUGGAAAGGUUUACCCAAAUUCUCUGAACAAGUUCAUCUAGAAAUGUGUUGGCUGUAACAGAGACUUUCUUCUUGCCUAAACACGCAUUUCAAGCGUCAUCACCUGGACCUCCUAAGUGUUUGCUGUUUGUAUUAGAUGUGGAGUUUCCAUGCUGAUCCCGAAAGCCUCCCCUUGCCAGGAUCUGCCUUGCUCAAAACUUUAGGCAUCUCCUUUGCCCAGGAUCCUUGCGCUUAGUCACAGCUGCCAUGCUGCACCACGCUGCUUUCUUAUUGCACUGCCUCCCACUGGUCAUGGGACAGUAUGACAUCUGCAAAUCCUGGGUGACCACAGACAAUGGGCCAAUGUGGGAAUUUUACGCUUGCCAACCCAGGGCCGUGCCCAUGAAGGAAUACGCAACAGUACGAGUGGAGCCAUCAGGAAUCACCUGCGGGAACCCGCCCCAGAAAUUUUGCACUCAUGAAAACCCAUAUAUGUGUGAUGAGUGUGAUGCAUCCAACCCUGACCUGGCCCAUCCACCCAAGCUGAUGUUUGACAAAGAAGAUGAAGGCCUGGCGACAUACUGGCAGAGUGUGACAUGGAGCCGUUACCCGGAGCCUUUGCUGGCCAACAUCACACUUUCUUGGAACAAGAGCAUUGAGCUGACUGAUGACAUCAUAGUGACUUUUGAGUAUGGGCGUCCCACAAUGAUGAUCCUGGAAAAGUCCUUGGACAAUGGGAGGACUUGGCACCCAUAUCAAUACUAUGCAGAUGAUUGCAACGAAACCUUCGGCAUGCAAGCACGGAGGGUCAGGAACCUCUCCACCACCAGCGCCAACAGGGUCAUCUGCACAGAUGAGUAUUCCCGCUGGCCGGGCUCCAAGAAAGAGAAGAAUGUACGCUUUGAAGUGAGGGACCGCUUUGCCAUUUUUGCUGGGCCGGAACUCAAGAAUAUGGACAACCUUUACACCAGGCUAGAGAGUGCCAAAGGGCUGAAGGACUUCUUCACCAUGACGGACUUGCGGCUGCGGCUGCUGAGGCCAGCGCUAGGGGGCACCUACGUGCAGCGGGAGAAUUUGUUCAAGUACUUCUAUGCUGUCUCCAACAUUGAAGUCACGGGCAGGUGUAAAUGCAACCUCCAUGCCAAUCUGUGCACCUUCAAAGAGGGAAGCCUCCAGUGUGAGUGUGAGCACAACACAACCGGUCAGGACUGUGGGCGAUGCAAGAAGAACUUCCGCAGCAAGUCUUGGCGGGCAGGAUCCUACUUGCCCCGCCCCAAUGGCUCUGCUAAUGUCUGUGCGGCUCCAAACUUUGGCAAUUGUGAGUGUUACGGUCACUCUAAUCGCUGCAGCUUCAUUGACUUCCUGAACCUAGUGACCUGCAUCAGCUGCAAACACAACACUAGGGGGCAGCACUGCCAGCACUGCCGGCUGGGCUACUAUCGCAAUAGCUCCGCAGAGCUGGAUGAUGAGAAUGUAUGUGUGGAUUGUAACUGCAACCGUAUAGGCUCAGUGGCCAACCGCUGCAACGAGACCGGCUACUGUGACUGCAAAGAAGGUGUCACUGGGCCGAAGUGUGAUGACUGUCUGCCCGGCUACUACUGGAGACAAGGCUGCUUUCCUAAUGUGUGCGACGAGGAGCUGUUGAUUUGCCAGAAUGGGGGCACUUGUUAUGACAACCAGCGCUGUCUCUGCCCACCCAACUUCAGGGGUGUCCUCUGUGAGCAAUCCAAAUGUGAGGGAGAAAACAAGGAAUGUGACUCUGCCUCAAGCACGUACCUCAACCUCUCGGCCUUCCUCAUCAGCGUGCUGGGCCUGCAGCUGCAACACUUUUUGGACCUUUGAAGCCCAGGAAACCAGGGGGAGGGGGGGAAAUGCCUCAUGGAAGGACAAGAGGGGAAGGAGGGAGGGUCUCACAAGUUAAUGGAGCAGGGGGUUGUCUCUCUCUCUCUCUCUCCCCACCACCAGCCUCUCUUUCCUCCAUCCAACAGGGAAGUGGGGAGAGAAGCAGAAGGUAUUCAAGGGACUGUACUCUCCCCCUUCUGCCCAAGUAGCUGAGGACCCCGGCUGGAGGCAGCUGCAACAUUUCAGAGGCAGAACUGACUCUUAUCAUUGGGAAGAAACAAGGUGCCGCGACUUUGGGGUGGUGGCAGUGGCGCUGGCAAAAGACUUGCCUCGCUUCCUCUUUCUGUUCAAGGGUGACCUUGCGACCCCUGUUCCACUUUGCACAGGAGGAAUCUGCCAAACGAAAACGAAACCAUGCCACAAUCCUCUGGCGCUUAGUUGCUUGGCUAUUUCUCCUCUGUCCCUUUUCCUUUCCUCCUUACUCUUAUUGUUCUGGGAGUAGCCCUCCUAACAAGAGACUGGCAGCUAUAGAAAGUCCAGGCUGCGGGGCAGGGAACCUGCAAGAUUAUACCCACCUGGCAUCAUCAGCCUGCUCCAGCCCAGGCCUAGAAUUAUAUUGUUGCCUACAAAUCAAGUUGCUGAAUUUAUUAAGUUUUUGUACUUUUUCAGUUUUUAUUCCGUUGGUUGUGAGUCUUCGAUUCCCCCCUCCCCCUUUUCUCGCACUCAAGACCAGAACUGAACAAGGCCUCUGUAUCGCGACAAAAAGUGUAAUGUGUGUUAUCCAGGCUUCACCGUAUAGUUUACGGUUCUCAAAUACUUUUUAUUUUGGUAGAGAAUUAUUUUUGUUUGGAUUAUAAAUGUUCUAAAGAGAGAGAAGAAGAAGAAGAAAAAGAUGAACCACCACAGCCUCUAGAGACACAUCUUACCAUAAAUGUUAUGGUGUAAUAAUCCUACUACAGUAAAGCAACCUAAUAACUGCU